Aspergillus nidulans FGSC A4 is the source of this 1446-nucleotide messenger RNA. RefSeq lists its product as uncharacterized. The transcript is spliced from 6 exons. The coding region runs from base 1 to 1446 and encodes 481 amino acids. The record is from RefSeq and is a predicted model, not a curated record. Lineage: Eukaryota; Fungi; Ascomycota; Eurotiomycetes; Eurotiales; Aspergillaceae. Gene Ontology annotation, molecular function: oxidoreductase activity; FAD binding.
AUGCCGAAUAUCAGCUGGACCCCGAGCGCUCGGCAACUUGCUGGCUGGUAUCGGCCCUCCUCCAAGCGAUCCUACAUUUGCAGUCUGUCCCUCUCAACCGGAGCCGGCGAGAUACUCCGGAAGAAGGCCUUGGAAACAGGAAAUGUCGAGAUUCUGUUUCACGAAGAAUUUCAACGGCUAGAACAGCGGGACGGGACUGUCACGUACUGGACGAAGAACCACUCUCUUGGGAUAGAAACCAAACGGGUCUAUCAGUAUCUGAUUGGCGCCGAUGGUAGACGCAGCUCAGUGCGCAAAUGUCUCGGUAUCCGUCUUGAAGGAUACACCUUCGAGUCACUACAGUUUUUCGCCGUCAACUUUCUGUAUGGCCUGCGUGCAGCUAGCGGAUGGAAAGCAGCAAACUUCAUCGCGGACCCUGUCGCCUGGGGCACUGUCAUCAAUCGAGGCAAAUGGACGAGCUGGCGAUUCGCAACCGGAACCACCAAGACAGUCCCUAAGACGUCCGCGUCACUAGACGGAGCUACUAUCCAGCUGGUAAAAGACAGAUUGUCACGCAUUCUCCCCGGGGACACGAGUAAGAUUCACUGUGCAAGCCAGUUCCAAAAAGGUGAUGUCUUCUUAGCCGGUGACGCUGCCACUCCAGACGUCCUGACAAAUUAUGCCAAUACGCGGCGGCGGAUUUUCCUCGAGCGAACCAAUCCAGCAAGCACUGAUAACUGGCUGAGGCUUUUGUCGCAGGAUCCGGAGUAUAUGAAGGAGAGGGAAGAUAUCUUUGCGGGACUGAAGGAUCCCCACGAUGUCAUCACUAAAAGACAGAUUGGGCUGCCGGAUUUCUGCCUGACUACCACAUCAGACAAGUAUUUCGACACGCAUGGCGAAGUGACAUGGUUCAUUUCAGCCACCCGGAUUCCAAACUGGACUCGAGAAGAGUUUGAGCACGAAUACAAGAAUGUCCACGCCAAGAUGACUCGUGUGGUCGCCGAAAAGGCCCCGGUAAUCCGCAGUCUGUUUAUCAUUCACGCUGGCUUCCAGGACCCAGACUACCGAGAACACGCGGACAAGCAUAUUUUCUGUAGAUUGGACCAGGAAGGCUGCAUCAUGGCACAGGUGGAGAAGAUCCUGAAGAGACCGUUUGCAGAUCCAGUCCAGUGCCUUUUUUCGCCAGCAUGGUUCGCCGAACGUUCGGCCAAGCUCGAGAGACUGUCAUCUGAAAGAACGAUUUACACAUAUAUACUAUGUCGUGAUGUGACACCGAGAACCACAAACUUCUUUCACGGCACGCAGUUCUCUGGAGGAUACUGGCUUCGAUACAAGGCACUCGAAACAUUUGGGUUUGAAGAUACGGUCAGCGCUUGUUCGUUUUUCGAGCAGUGCAGCAGUGUUAUUUUUGGCGAUAGUGCGGAUACGACUCAGCUAGUGAUUGGAUUGUCAGACUGGGUCAUCUAA